GAUUUCAGAUGUAUUUCAUUGGAGUUUUAUGCUUGCUGUUGGCAGUGGAAGCAUUGCCGACACCCGAGCAGCUACAUACUAACGUACCAGCUGUUCCAUCAUCAUCAGAGCUCAAACCAGAUGAGAAAGAUAAAAUUGAAGAACCUUUAGUUGAUCCAGUACCACCCGUAGUUGAAGAACCUAGUUACUUGGAUCAAGAAAACAAGGAAAAGUUUGAGGAGCCUAAAAAGGAACCGGAGGCUGAGGAGAAACCUAAAGAAGAAGAAGAAAAGGAAAAAGAGAAAGUGGAAAACAAAGAAGUAGAAAAGGAAAAAGAAGAAGAGAAAGAGGUAAAAGACAAAUUUGAAGACGUUGUUGUAGUAGAAGAGUCUAAUGAUGCCAAGGAUAAACCAAAAGAAGAGGAACCUAAGGAAGAAAAGAAAGAUGACGAAGCAAAGGACGAUGAAGAGGAAGGCCCUAUUAUAGUGCAAAUAUUAAAACCAAAACCAUUUUUGGCUGAUCUUUUUUCGCAAUUCUUUCCUGGUUUCCAGUGGCCGCACUUUUCGUUGCCCGAUUUUCUCCGUCCAAAGAGCGCUGAUCCGUUAGAAUUGGACGAGCCUGUGUACAUUGUUAAGGAGUCUGAUUUUAGCUGGCCCUACAAAAAAUAAUUGAUGACACCUUGCCGGUG
Molecule: messenger RNA, 667 nt
Organism: Spodoptera frugiperda (fall armyworm)
Lineage: Eukaryota; Metazoa; Arthropoda; Insecta; Lepidoptera; Noctuidae
Product: ribosomal biogenesis protein LAS1L-like
Exons: 1
Coding region: 9-647 (212 amino acids)
Source: RefSeq, a predicted model, not a curated record